Molecule: messenger RNA, 2850 nt
Organism: Elgaria multicarinata webbii
Lineage: Eukaryota; Metazoa; Chordata; Lepidosauria; Squamata; Anguidae
Gene: SGK3
Product: serum/glucocorticoid regulated kinase family member 3
Exons: 18
Coding region: 521-1993 (490 amino acids)
Biological process (GO): protein phosphorylation
Cellular component (GO): cytoplasm; nucleus
Molecular function (GO): protein serine/threonine kinase activity; phosphatidylinositol binding; ATP binding
Source: RefSeq, a predicted model, not a curated record
GGAGGAGGGGAGCGGGAUAGGCUCGGCUCUGCGCGGGUUAGGAACUCUUAAUCCUGGCUGCAGACGGGGGCGAGGCUCCCCUCCCCGCCCCGCCGGGUGUCUCCGCCUGGGUCUCUCCGCCUGCUCCUAGAUCUCGGGCUGACACGUCAGUAAGGAAACGACCCCAGGCAGCAAAACGUCCAGCGAAGACUCGAGCAAGGGGAGAGGGAGACUGAGAUAGAGGGGUCCAGUGGUGCAGACUUUACGGUGCCACAAGACUCCGUGUGUUGCAUGGGUUUAGGAGCCCCCGGAAGAGGUCUGGCCUACAGUCAACAUCAGUCUCAACUGGGGUUUACAAACCCUUUAUGUUACCUAUCGCUGAAUUUGUACCUCACUCUUGAGAGACUGAAAGGUUUGCAUGAUGGAAUUUGAAUUUACCAGAGAGAGGCUGUAUGUUUUAAAUCGAUACUGCUGACAUUUUCUACAUAUUGCUAUAUUCUGGUGUGGGGGUCUUGAUUUUUUUGCCCAAAGACGAGAUAUCAUGGAUCUCAAGGAAAGCUGCCCAAGUGUUAGCAUCCCCAGCUCUGAUGAACAGAGGGUGAAGAAAAAAAGAUUUACUGUUUACAAAGUUAUGGUCUCAGUUGGCACUAAUGAAUGGUUCGUCUUAAGGCGAUACGCUGAAUUUGAUAAACUGCAUAAUACACUAAGGAAACAAUUUCCCACUAUGAAUUUGAGGAUUCCUGCUAAAAGAAUAUUUGGAGAUAAUUUUGAUCCAGACUUCAUUAAACAGAGAAGAGCGGGGUUGAAUGAAUUUAUUCAAAAUUUAGUACGACAGCCAGAACUUUGCAGUCACCCAGAUGUCAGAUCAUUUCUUCAGAUGGAUAAUCCAAAGCACCAGUAUGAUCCAUCUGAAGAUGAGGAUGAAAGGAACACUCAAAAGCUAAACUCUACCUCACAGAAUAUCAACCUGGGGCCGUCUGGAAAUCCUCAUGCUAAACCAACAGACUUUGACUUCCUGAAAGUUAUUGGGAAGGGCAGCUUUGGCAAGGUUCUUCUUGCAAAACGAAAAUUGGAUGGGAAGUUCUAUGCUGUUAAAGUGCUGCAGAAAAAAAUUGUUCUCAACAGGAAAGAGCAAAAACAUAUUAUGGCUGAACGUAAUGUGCUGUUGAAAAAUGUGAAGCAUCCAUUUUUAGUUGGAUUGCAUUAUUCAUUCCAAACUACAGAGAAACUUUACUUUGUUCUGGAUUUUGUUAAUGGAGGAGAGCUCUUCUUUCAUUUGCAAAAAGAACGUUCCUUUCCUGAACACAGAGCCAGGUUUUAUGCUGCUGAAAUAGCCAGUGCAUUGGGAUAUCUACACUCCGUAAAAAUUGUAUACAGAGAUUUGAAACCAGAAAACAUUCUUCUAGAUUCGCUGGGGCAUGUUGUCUUAACAGAUUUUGGGCUUUGUAAAGAAGGAAUGGCUACGUCAGACACCACAGCAACAUUUUGUGGAACACCAGAGUACCUGGCUCCAGAAGUGAUCAGAAAGCAACCCUAUGAUAACACAGUAGAUUGGUGGUGCCUUGGCGCUGUUUUGUAUGAAAUGUUAUAUGGUCUGCCUCCUUUUUACUGUCGUGAUGUUGCUGAGAUGUAUGAAAACAUUCUUCACAAACCCUUACAUUUAAGGCCAGGGAUCAGUCUUACAGCUUGGUCUAUUCUGGAAGAACUUUUGGAGAAAGAGAGGCAAAACAGACUUGGAGCUAAAGAAGACUUUCUUGAAAUUCAAAGGCACCCCUUCUUUGAAUCUAUCAGCUGGACUGACCUCCUACAAAAGAAGAUCCCACCACCAUUUAAUCCUAAUGUGUCUGGCCCAGAUGACAUCAGGAACUUUGACACAGCAUUUACAGAAGAGAUGGUACCCUAUUCAGUUUGCAUUUCUUCUGACUAUAAUAUUGUGAAUGCCAGCGUGCUGGAAGCAGAUGAUGCAUUCAUUGGAUUUUCUUAUGCCCCACCUUCUGAAGACUUAUUUCUCUAAGAUUUCUGGAAAUAAGAAUUACAUCGCAAGCCAUCUUUAGAUGGACUGAAAUGUUUUGAUUGUGAACAGUUUCUAAAUAUGUGCAACUAGUGCCUCAUUUGAUACCUUGAACAAGCUUUCUCUACUGUAAUAUGAGGAACCUGGGCAUUUUUUGAUUACUUUCUUGGACUGUUACACCUGCUGCACAAAACUAUUUUAGAACAAGUACCUUUAGUUAGCUGUUCUUAAUCUUGUGACUCUUUUAAAGCAAGGACACUGACUGUUUUCCCUCCAGUUUACAUUAACAUAUCCAGAUCGGCUGGCUAUCUUGAAUAGCAGCACGCUUUAGCACAUUUAAAGGCCUUUGUAACUAUCUAUGGUGAUUUUGUGCUUGAAAUGUUACUAUGCAAUUAUUUUUGUUUAUCAUUGUUUUUAAAAGAUAAGGUUACCCAGUCCAAUUUGUUUGUUCUUUAAGGCAAGCAGAUUUAUUGGCCAGGCGUCCUCUUAAUUUCCUAACUGUAAUGAGAAUCAUAGAACUGUACAACAUUGUUCACUUUCAGAUCAAACUGUGCCGCCUUUAGUCAUGGUGGGUCUAGACAUGCAGCCACUUACCACUUUACUCAAUAAAUGUGAUUCAUUCUAGUUGUAAAACCUAGAAAUACUUUCUAAGUUGUCAGGAUGGAACGAAUUAGCCUUAAAUAUUUGUUGAUAACAACCUGUCUCAUAAUGGCUACAUUUUUUCCUCUUCUUGUAGAAGAAGCUAAGUGUUUUUUUCCCAAAGAAAUAGAUGAUGAAAAAAUUAUUGCAUUUGUAGAAGGGAAAAUUCCUUCUUGUAUGUAGAAAACUAAUAUAUUACAAUUUGAUUGCAUUAAAAUUCA